UGUUUAGUUGUAAUAUCGGUGUGACCGCUGGGCGUCGCUGUAACCGCAGGCGCUGAAUGACACUGGCGCACAGCCAACAGACUCUCUGCAGGAAUAACAACAUGGCGGGCAAUUCAAAAGAGCAGCAGCUGUCUCUGCGAGUAUACAACACCCUUCAGAGUCUGGGCUGUCCUCUGGUGGAUGGGCUGUACCUGAGGGAGGCCGACAGCGUGCAGGAGCUCCUCUGCUCUCCUUCCUUACACAGGACUGAUAUACUCAAGUGGAUUUGCACCAGCAUUUGUCCAUCCCUAAGGGAGAAGCUUUCCAAAAUCAAAGCAGCUCAAAAUGGGGAUUUAAUCCAGGAACUCACACGGUUUGGAAAUGAAAUGAUGUUAUGUAAAGCUAAUGACCAGGAUUUAAUCAAGGGUCUAGCGCCACCAUUACAGCAGCUGGUGUUUCUAGAGCAGCUUCUAGUGGUUAUUCAAGCAGACUCCUCCAUACACUCUGGACAGAAGUCAUCCUCUGGAGAUGACAGUGUGAAGAACAAUGAUCUUCUUGGUGAGCUGAUGUUUCAGGAUAACUUAUCUGACCUGGAUAUGCUCCUGAACCCAACCUGCAACCCGUGGUCUGCACAUAUUCGUGAACAUCUGAUACGCACGCAGUCGGCUCACAACAAAAUGAACGGGAACCACAGUAAACCCAGUGAUUUCAUAAACAGGAGUGAACAUUCCCGACAUGGAAGUCAUGGAGAAGAAAGCCUGUCAGAGGCCAAAGCAUUGCUGCAGUCUACCCAGAGCACAUUAGAGGAGCUCCGCAAAGAGUGCGAGUUCCUGCAGGCAGAUUCGUCAGGUUCUGCAGCUGUGCUGUCCCCCUGUAUGCUGAAAGUAGCCAUCUCGGACAUGUCUCAGCUUAUGACGGCCUUCGGACACAUCUACAACACUGAUUUUAAAGUCUACUGCCAGAGAACCCCUCCGCCCCUCAGUUCCAGCACUAGUGUGUUUCAGUCUGUACAUCAGCUUCUGCACAUCUGUAAUACGGAGUUGGAAGCUCUUAAGCAGCUGUCUGACACCUCGUCAUCUCUUACACAAACAGUACAACAGCUGCAGACAGACAGGCGGUACUGGUCUAAAGGAGAAAAGCACACGCUGCCCAAACAGUUGGAGGAGCUGAAAAACAGAUAUGUGGCUUUUCUUUCCCUUCACCAAUCAUAACCUAAAGGACUCUCUCAGUGUCUAAACAGAAAACUAUAGCAUAUUGCUUCAGUUUAAGUUUUAAGUGGUAAAAAGGGCCAAAAAAGGUGAAUCAGUCCACUUAUUUACAUGGCCAGGACUGUGCCCUUUGCGUUUUACGACCACUAUGCGAUGCACUGUUGUACAGAUUUAUAUUUCCUGAAGGCAUUGAUUAAUAGACAUCACACUAAUGAUGAAAUUGUUCCAUCUAAUUAUAUAUUCCUCUUUCCUUAUAAACCCCCAUGUUGGGUAGUGUUAGUGCUGUAAUGCUAUUAGUACAUAUUUUGACUCCCAAAUAAUGCAGAUGCAGUAGGAAACAAAAGUGUAUCUUUUUUGUGUGUUUGAUCUGAAAUGUCAUGUUUUUUUUUUUUUAAAUAAAGGUUCACAUUACUA
Messenger RNA from Megalobrama amblycephala (Wuchang bream), 1601 nucleotides. RefSeq names its product HAUS augmin-like complex, subunit 7 (gene haus7). The record is from RefSeq and is a predicted model, not a curated record. The coding region runs from base 57 to 1190 and encodes 377 amino acids. Gene Ontology annotation, biological process: spindle assembly; centrosome cycle. Gene Ontology annotation, molecular function: microtubule minus-end binding. Lineage: Eukaryota; Metazoa; Chordata; Actinopteri; Cypriniformes; Xenocyprididae. Gene Ontology annotation, cellular component: HAUS complex. The transcript is spliced from 10 exons.